Triticum turgidum subsp. durum (durum wheat) is the source of this 837-nucleotide messenger RNA. The record is from the annotation of a GenBank genome assembly. Lineage: Eukaryota; Viridiplantae; Streptophyta; Magnoliopsida; Poales; Poaceae.
AUGGCAGCCGAGUCCUCUGUUCCACAAACUUCCUCUGAAUCGGCUGCUCACAAGAUGGGCUUCUUCAGAGUCCCUGAUCUUCUCGUCAAACUGAGCACCAAAUGUUUGAUUGAGUUGGAUGCCGUCCGCAGCCCAACAUCCCCCUUAGACCUGAAAUUGUUCACAGGCCUUGCUACCAGAUCACCCAGAUCGUCCUUCCUUGAUGCCGGCGCAGCCAGCCAGAACCAAAAGAUCUUGCUCGGGGACAGGGUUGGCCUGGGACUGGUGGAUUCUCUCAGUGAUGAAAACAACCCCACACCCUUGGGCAGCAGGAAGGUUCUCCUUGGAUCUGAGAUGAGGAUUACUGACAACUUAACUCUCAAGAACAGCUCCACUGCUCCUAAUCAAGCUGGCCUGCUUGAACAGAAAGAUGAGAAUAUGAGUGAUGGACUCAACGGUAGUAUCAUGUCCCUGGAUGACAUUGUCAAUUCAGAGGAUUACACCUGCGUUGUUACCCGUGGUCCAAACCCUAGAACUACCCACAUUUUUGGAGACCGUGUUUUUGAGUUUCAAGCUGAGCAACUGAUGCCUGAUGAGGGUGGGUGUGAGGAGAGUUUGGCCCCUCAUCUGAAUGGGGAUACCAUGAGCUUCUGUUGUUUUUGCGGUGACAAGCUCAAAGAAGGGAAAGACAUCUAUAUCUACCAGUCUUUCAAUCGUAGGGGUGACAAAGCCUUCUGCAGCAUGGAAUGCCGGGAGAACUUCAUGGAAGAUGAGAUGGAAGGUGAACCUUCGAUAGGUCACUCUGAUCCCAGCGGCCCUUCCUUUGACAAUCGUUGCAUUUUCCAACUGAUCCAGUGA